Molecule: messenger RNA, 507 nt
Organism: Mycotypha africana
Lineage: Eukaryota; Fungi; Mucoromycota; Mucoromycetes; Mucorales; Mycotyphaceae
Product: protein-tyrosine phosphatase
Exons: 5
Biological process (GO): protein dephosphorylation
Cellular component (GO): cytoplasm
Molecular function (GO): phosphatase activity; inositol diphosphate tetrakisphosphate diphosphatase activity
Source: RefSeq, a predicted model, not a curated record
GAUAUGUUUGAGGAAGCUUUAAUACCACCAGAGAACUUCAAUAUGGUCUGUGAGCACGUUUAUCGAUCUUCGUUUCCUAAAAAGAAACAUUAUAGGUUUCUAGAGAAACUAAAAUUGAAGAGUGUUUUAACAUUGAUUCUCGAAGAAUAUCCGGAGCAAAAUAUGAAGUUCUUGAAAGAACAUAAUAUUCAAUUCCUACAGUUUGGUAUAGCUGGUAACAAGGAGCCAUUUGUUCAAAUUCCUGAAGAUAAAAUAAGUGCAGCGUUAGCCGCAUUACUAGAUAAACGAAAUCAUCCUAUACUGAUCCACUGUAACAAAGGAAAGCAUCGCACCGGUUGCUUAGUAGGCUGUUUAAGAAAGCUGCAAAAUUGGAGCCAUACAUCUAUAUUUGAUGAAUAUAGACGAUUUUCGCAUCCCAAAUCUAGGUCCAUGGAUCAACAGUUUAUAGAAUUAUAUGACGCAAAACAGGUUUGGCCUUUGGUGGACAAACGCUAUUUACCAGAUUGG